CCGCCGCUUUCUCUCAGCCUGAACACAGCCUCUUUUCUCCCGCAGAUACCCGGCAUGACAGCCUUCCUCUCCGCUCUCAAGGAACAUCUUAAAGGACACCCAAAACUGCUUUUCCCGACGCUGUGCUUUCUCUAAAAAGCCGCCUUGGUCUGCUUGGGUGAAUAAAGAGCUGCGGUAAGGAGAGCGAGAGAGAGACAGAGAGAGAGAGAGCCUCCCCUCCUCAGCUGCCAGAUACCAGGGUGUUUUUAGAACUGCUGACUUCUGUGAUGUAUACUAAUAUGUGGUCAGUGGAGGAACAGUGAAGGAGCCAGAGGAAUCCGGGUUUGAUAUGUGGAGGCAAGACUGUGUGCUGGAGCCAGGGAUUGCCUUCUAAGGAGGAAGCUAGCACAACUGUUAUUUUCAUGUGAAACUCCACAACCUGCCGGCUGAAAGUCCUCAUCACUGUUCUCUUGUGCUCCAGUCAACAUAAUGGCACUCUCUCCGUAGCCUUCUGCUACCUGUUUGGCCUUUGUCCUGUUCUCAAAACCUUUCCAGUGCUGAUAACACUCAGAGACACAUUUUACUUUAACUGUGCAAACCAACAUCUGCUAUGGAUCGCCUGUGUCCGGAUGAAGGCGUGAGCCGGACACGGGCCCUCAUCGGCAAGCUGUAGCCGUCUGGAUUCUCUUCAACUUGCUUCCUGUGAAUUUACUCUGGAGUUAUUCUUUAUUUGGACCAGGGAUGGAUGUACCGGAAGCCAGCAAGCAUGGCAAGAAGUCAACAAGUCAAAAGCUGGAGGACCAGAAAAAGAUUUACACAGACUGGGCAAAUCAUUACCUGGCCAAGUCUGGCUGUCAGCGCCUCAUCAAGGACCUGAGCCAGGACGUCACCGAUGGAGUCCUGCUGGCACAGAUCAUCCAGAUCAUAGCGAAUGAGAAGGUGGAGGAUAUCAAUGGCAGCCCCAGGAGCCAGUCGCAAAUGAUCGAGAAUGUGGACGCCUGCCUCAGUUUCCUGGACGCCAGAGGAGUGAAUGUACAAGGGCUCUCAGCAGAAGAGAUCAGGAAUGGCAACCUAAAGAGCAUCCUGGGUCUUUUCUUCAUCCUGUCACGCUACAAGCAGCAGCAGCAGCAACAGCAGCAGUACUACCAAUCCCUGGUGGAGCUCAGCCAGCAGACCAGCAGCACCGGCCCGUCCGCCAGCAAGACACAAGAGAUGCAGUCCAGUCUCACAGCACGAUAUGCAAGUCCUCCGGGCCACAGUGGAAUAGGGUCACCACAGAAGAAGAACACAAGGUUACCAGGCCCUUCCAGAGUACCUGCUGCAGGCAGCGGGGCCUCUAGGAGCCCGGGCUCAUCCAACCUCAACCGUCGCAGCCAGAGCUUCAACAGCAUCGACAAGAGCAAGCCUCUUCAGUAUGCCAGCGGCAACGACAGAGAAGCAGUGAGGGGUAUCCCAGCACCCGGCGGGAUGAACGGGAGCGGUAUGGGUGGGGCGGUCCCCACCAGCCUCAGCGGGCAGCAGCUGGCCUCUGCCAUCCCCUCACCCAGCACUGGCAAGUCCUGGCGCAGCAAGUCCAUGAACCUCAAGCACAGUGCCACUUCGUCCAUGCUGGCAAGCCCCACGCACUCGCCCUCCCCCACACAUUCACCCCAGGCCUCUGAAGGACUUCUGCCACACGGAAGCGAUGGGUCAAAAGUAGGGCCGGCAGGCGGUGGUGGACCCCAGAGGUCGAUGCUGGAAAAGUUCCGCCUGAUUAACCCUAGGUCGGCUUCGCGAGCGUCGCCGUCUGUGGCAGACAUGGCGCUGCAGGAGGAGGACGACAUGUCGGAGUACGGGGAGGACGGACUGACGCCCACGGGGUCGGUGUGUGGCAGCAGCAGUAGCAGUGCUACAGCAAAACAAAUGCCUACCAAGACCCCAGCAUCGUCCCUCACUGCACCAAGCAAGACUUCCUCUUCUUCUUCCCCUUCCCCUUCAUUUUCAAAAGCCAGGUCCAUGUCCAAAGACAAGGAGGACAAAAGCAAGUCUGUGAAAUCUUCUAAGGACAGCUCUCCACCCAAAGAGGAGCGCGAGUUUGCAGACCCCACCAAGAAGAACUCCAAAAUCGCCAGCCUCAUCCCCAAGGGAGGGAAGCCAUCAUCCGGAAAGAAAGAUGGCGGCUCCUCGGCUUCCAGCGGCAUCCCUAAGCCAGGACUUAAAGCUCCCUCCACCACCACGUCCAAGCCUCAGAGUCAGACACAGAGCCAAAGCCAGGCCUCCUUAAACAGCAGCGGUAACAUGCGGGGUGGAGAGGGGGAGAGGGCCAAGCUGACGAAAGGAGGACAGGGCGGGAGUUUCUACAUACAGCGCUCCAUCGGAGGCCCAGAGGGCAAAAGGACCAGCAUGACCUCCUCCACCAGCACCUCAGCCCUGUCUGGGUCCAGUGGGAUGCUGGGAGGAGGAGGAGGGGGAGGAGGAGGUGGUGGUGGUGUUGGAGGAGGAGGAGGAGGAGGAGCAGCGCUUGGAGGGAAUGGAGUAGUUCAACUUCCUCAGCAGCAGCAGCACAACCACCCCAAUACUGCCACUGUGGCCCCCUUCAUGUACAGGACAUUCUCAGAAAACGACUGCACCAUGGUGGCCCCGGCCGACCCCUGCCUCAGCCCCACCAAGGGAGAACUGGUCUACAGCAAGACAGCCAAACAGUGCCUGGAGGAGAUAUCAGGAGAAGAUCCUGAAACAAGACGCAUGAGGACGGUGAAGAACAUCGCUGACCUGCGGCAGAACCUGGAAGAGACCAUGUCCAGUCUACGGGGGACACAGAUCAGCCACAGUACACUAGAGACAACCUUCGACACCACAGUAACCACUGAGGUCAAUGGGCGGAGUCUACCAGCCCUCACCGCACGCUCCUCCCCCAUGGCCUGGCGUCUAGGCCAAUCACAAACCCCACGUCUUCAGGCGGGCGAUGCCCCCUCAAUGCCCAGCAGCUACGCUGCGCCCAGGGCGAGCACGACGAGCGCUGGCACCACCACAGGGCGAUACAGUGGGCACUCGGACCCCUCAAGGUUUGUGUUCAGCGCCCCCCUGAGGCGAGCGGCAGCAGCAGCAGGGGCGAGGGGGGCGGAGCAGGGGGAGAAGGGAGAAGGAGGGCUGGAAGGAGGGAAGCAGAUGGAGGUGGCAGGGUACAUGAGUGAUGGGGACAUCCUAGGAAAGAGCGGCCGGAUGGAUGAGAUCACCAGCGGAUACCUUACAGACGGCGGCCUCCAUCUGUAUGCAAGGAACGCAGGCCGGGCCUCAGACGUGGCUUCUUCUCGAGAAGUAUCCCAGAGAGGGAGCAAAGAGGUGCAGGGCGACAUAGACAGUUGGGAUGACAGCAGCUCAGUGAGCAGUGGCCUGAGCGACACAUUGGACAACAUCAGCACUGAUGAUCUGAACACACCGGCCUACUCCGCUGUCAGCUCAUCACGCAAAAGCAAGGGAGCGCAGUCCCAGAGAGGAAGCAGGUCCAAGCAUGCAGAGCAGGAAGUGAGCAGCAGCUGGGCCGGAGCUGAGGACCUGAAGAAGGUGGAGGAGGAACUGGACGCAAGCAUGGACCCCAGCAGCGGCUCGUCCCGCUGGAAGCCUUCAUCAUCCUCCUCUUCCUCUCAAGCCCAGGGUCAGUACGAGGAGGCCGGCCAAAAGGCCGCCGCACUGGCACAGAUGUCCCAGACGGGCUCGUGGAGGAGGGGCAUGACUGCCCAGGUGGGCAUCACACCACCCAGGUCAAAGGGUACUUCUGCCCCCCUGAAAUCACCAGGCAAAACUGAUGAUGCUAAGGCCUCAGAGAAGGGCAAGGCACCUUCCAAGACUUCAGCUAGCAUCCAGCGCUCACCUUCAGAUGCUGGGAAGAGUAGUGGAGAUGAAGGUAAGAAACCUCCUUCUGGCAUCGCACGCCCACCAACCACUGGUUCUUUUGGAUACAAGAAGAUCCCGGGUCCCACUGGUGCCCUAAUCACCUCCAGUGGUGCAACGCUCACCAGCGGCUCAGCCACCCUGGGCAAGGCACCCAAAUCCUCAGCUGCCCUUGGAAAAGGCACAGGCAUCGGCGGCGUGCGUAAGACCAGUCUGGAUGGCUCACAGCCCCAGGAUGAUGGCGUUCUGCUCAGCUGCAGCGGCUCCAAAGUGACCCUGCAGUACCGCUCCCUACCCAGGCCGGCCAAAUCCUCCAGCGGGGUGGCAGCAGGACGCAGCGGGCAUCGCUCCAGCUCCAGCAGCAUUGACUCAAACGUCAGUGGCAAGUCAGCAGGAGGGGCAGCUACACAAGCGGGUGCCAAACGCAGGGAUGGGAAAAUGGGCUCCGACCGCUCCAGUCCUAUCACCAUUAACCAGACAGACAAGGAGAAAGUGGCAGUGUCAGACCAGGACACGGCAGCAGGACUAUCGACCUCCCCCAAGUCCAGCCCCACCUCCACUUCAGCAGGCCAAUCAGGCCUCAGGCAGCCGGGAUCCAAGUACCCCGACAUUGCUUCUCCUACGUUCCGCAGAUUGUUUGGCACCAAAGCCAGCAGCAAGGCCAGCUCUCCGGGCACGCCCGAAUCUGGCAAGUGCCCCUCAAUACUGGGCAGCCCCCACGGCACACUGGCAAGGCAGGCCAGUCUGGACUCACCCUCCUCUGGUACGGGGAGCCUGGGCAGCGCCGGCGGCCUAAGUGGUGGCAGCAGCCCGCUGUACGGUAAAACCCCAGACCUGUGCACUGACUCCCCGGCCUCCAGUCCGGCCUCUGGCCUCUCCCUGCCCUCCAACGCUCGGCCCUGGCCUGCCUGUAGCUCAUCAGCUGGCAGCAAGGACACACUGAGCUGCCAAAGCAUGACCAGUCUGCACACCAGCUCUGAGUCCAUUGAUCUGCCGUUGGGCCACCACGGGCCCAAGGUCACACGAACCGGCAGUGUCAAGUCCACCCUGUCUGAGGGCAUGCCUCUUGACAGAAACACGCUUCCCAAAAAGGGACUGAGGUACCCUCCAUCCUCCCGACAAACAUCCCAUGAGGAAGGGAAGGAGUGGUUAAGGUCCCAUUCAACAGGGGGACUUCAGGAUACAGGCAGCCAGUCUCCACUGUCUCCUCCUGGAGCUUCCUGCACCACUACUGGAAAAUACCACUAUUCCAACCUGCUGAGCCCCACUAACAUCAGCCAGUAUAACCUGCCACCAGGCAGCAGCAGCAUGAGCCGCUCCAACAGUAUCCCUGCCCAGGACUCCUUUGACCUGUACGGAGAGGGUCACCCACUGGGUGGCAGCGCAACAUCCCUGGAGGACAGAACACGGGCCAUCAGCCGCUCUGGCUCCUUCAGGGACAGCACUGACGAAGUCCACGGCUCUUCAUUGUCUCUGGUCUCCAGCACAUCUUCACUGUACUCUGCGACGGAGGAGAAAGCACACUCAGAGGGCCAAACAGUCCAAAAUUCCACGCAAAUCAGAAAGCUGCGCCGAGAGCUGGACGCCUCUCAGGAGAAGGUGGCGACCCUGACGUCUCAGCUGGCUGCAAAUGCUCACCUGGUGGCAGCCUUCGAGAAGAGCCUGAGUAACAUGACCUGCCGUCUGCAGAGCCUCACCAUGACUGCUGAACAAAAGGAGUCUGAGUUGGCUGAGUUGAGAGAAACAAUAGAAACGCUGAAGACCCAGAACACCGACGCCCAGACAGCCAUCCAGGUGGCGCUCAACGGCCCUGACCACCUACACAAAGACCUGCGGAUUAGACGGCAGCACUCCUCAGAAAGUAUGUCCAGUAUUAACAGCGCAGCCAGUCACUCCAGCAUGGGCAGUCUGGGCAAGGACGCCGAGGACAAAAAGAAGAAGAAGAAGAGCUGGGUGGCUGAUUCCAUCCCGGCUCAGUUACGCAGCUCCUUCAAACAGGCGUUCAGCAAGAAGAAAACCAAAUCUCAGUCAGCGCACGACGAGAUGGAGGAGAUGACCGACUCACUGCCGUCCUCACCCAAACUGCAGCACGACAACAGGCAAGGCAGCAUCGCCACGCUGCGCUCCUCACCGUCCACCACGGAGCUGUGUGAAUGCACCGAAGCCGAGGCCGAAAUCGUCCUCCAGCUGAAGAACGAGCUGAGGGAGAAGGAGCUCAAGUUGACAGACAUUCGCCUGGAGGCGCUUAGCUCCGCCCACCACCUUGACCAGAUUCGAGAGGCCAUGAACCGCAUGCAGAAUGAGAUUGAGACUCUGAAAGCGGAGAACGAUCGCCUCAAGUCCAGCGGGAACGCCACACCAACAGCGACGCCCAUCAAGGCGGCCCGGCCACCCUCUGAGACCUCUAGCACAUCCUCGUCCUCCUCGCGUCAGUCCUUGGGGCUGUCGCUCAAUAACCUCAACAUCACUGACACCAUCAUGUCAGAUAUUCUGCUCGACGACAGCUACGAGGGCAAUCUACGCAAAGAGGGCCGCAGUGUGAGAAUAGUAGUUACCAUCAGCACUGGGCCCAAAACCAUCAAGGGCACACAAAGCCAGGAGUACCUGAUUGGGUCUAUAGGCGUGAGUGGGAAAACCAAGUGGGAUGUGCUGGAUGGAGUCAUCCGACGCCUCUUCAAGGAGUAUGUGUUUCGGGUGGACCCUCUGACCAGCCUGGGUCUCAGCUCAGACAGCAUCGUCUGCUACAGGAUGGGCGAGGUGGUUCGCUCUCACGCCUCCGAAGUGCCUGAGCUGCUGCCCUGCGGCUACCUGGUGGGCGACAACAACGUCAUCAAGGUCAACCUCAAAGGUGUGAAGGAGAACAGUAUCGACAGCCUGGUGUUUGACACGCUCAUUCCGAAGCCUAUCAUCCAGCGGUACCUCAACCUGUUGAUGGAGCAUCGUCGCAUCAUCCUCUCAGGACCCAGCGGCACCGGCAAGUCCUUCCUGGCCGCCAAGCUGGCCGAGUACAUCAUUUACCAGAUGGGGCAGGAGAUAACAGAGCACAACGUGGCCAGCUUCAACGUGGACCAGAAUUCUAGCAAGGACCUGCGACAGUACCUGUCCAACCUGGCAGAACAGUGUAACUCUGAGGAGACGGACACAGAGCUCCCCACUGUGGUCAUCCUGGACAACCUCCACCAUAUUGGCUCCCUCAGCGACAUAUUUAAUGGCUUCCUCAACUGCAAGUACCACAAAUGCCCUUAUGUGAUUGGGACCAUGAACCAGGGAGUUUCCUCCUCUCCUAACCUCGAGCUACACCACAACUUUAGGUGGGUGCUGUGCACCAACCACACCGAGCCGGUCAAAGGUUUCCUGGGUCGUUUCCUGCGGCGGAAGCUGAUAGAGACGGAGAUCGAUAAGAACAUGCGCAGCAAUGACCUGAUUAAGAUCAUCGACUGGAUCCCCAAGACGUGGCAGCACCUCAACGGCUUCCUGGAGGCACACAGCUCCUCCGAUGUCACCAUAGGCCCCCGUCUCUUCCUGUCCUGUCCCAUGGAUGUGGAAGGCUCUCGGGUUUGGUUCACCGACCUGUGGAACUACUCCCUGGUGCCCUACCUGCUGGAGGCAGUCAGGGAAGGCCUUCAGCUCUACGGCAAAAGAGCAGCAUGGGAGGAUCCGUCCAAGUGGGUGAACGACACGUACCCGUGGAACGCCGCCUCGCUGCAGCAGGACGGCCAGUCGCUGCUGCAGCUGAGGCCGGAGGACGUGGGAUACGACGGUUAUAGCUCGUCCAAGGAGGGAGCCUCGUCCAAGCAGGUGUCUCAGAGUGACACAGAGGGAGACCCACUGAUGAACAUGCUGCUACGGCUGCAGGAGGCAGCUAACUACUCCAGCACUCAGAGCUGCGACAGCGACAGCACCAGUCACCAUGACGACCAGCUGGACUCCUCACUGGAGUCGGCCCUAUGAGACCGAGAGCUGCGCCGGGAGACAGCGAACCCUCGGAACGCCCAGGAGCCUUUGAAGCUCUGCCGCUAGCAGACACCCCGAUAGUGCACAGAUGUUCUGUAUGAAAAGUUUUAUUAUCCAAAAUGGUAUACCCACCAUAUGAAAGAAAAGGCCUAUUUUUACACAACAAUGGUGCAAUAUGAAAUCAGAUUAUUGUAUGUUUGAGAGCAGUAGCCGACUUGGUCCUCAGUGGUCAUAAUGAUAAACAAUCAUCCAAGUUGGGCCCGUUCUAUUUUAAACACAUUGAAUAGUCAGCUCAUUUUUAAUGGCUGUAUAACAUUUUAGAGUAUAACUUUUCAUAUAUGUGUAGACGGGGCGUGUCUGAUAAAAGGCAGCACUUCCUCUGAAGAUGACUUUUUAAGUAAGGAGUAAAUCAGAUCUGUGGCCGUGACGAGCCACAGAUGACUCCGUUAUUUGAACUUUAGGAGUCACAAGUGUCCGAAAAAAAAGAGAGAAAGCCAACAGAUGUGACAAAACUGGAUUUUUCUUUUAUUUUUGAAAUCCCAGAUAUAUCUUCAGAUGUUUACAAUGGGUGGCAAGGUUCUAUUGUUUAAGUCUUUCCUUGUUUACAGAGGUGCUUCACACACAGACACACACACACAAACACUCAUACAAAUGCACUUAAACACAGGCAGUAGGAGGUACACUGUCCUUUUUAAUCAGAGGCUUAAAUUGGUUCAAGCCCACAUGUGACCAACAAUCCAGCCUGCCAAAGUGUCCUUGAGCAAGGCACUCUUUACACCACCUUGGGACCCUGAGCUCUGACCCCACCUACUGAUGGAGUAAGAGAAUGAUAUUGUAGUGUUUUCAGGUGAUGUAACGCCCUCUGGUGGUCACAGUGGAGGCUUGCAGCUUUUAGAAAACAGAUUUUCAUUACGCACAAAUCAGAUUCAUCAGAUGGAUUUUGUGCUGCAGUAAUUUCUGACAGAGUCAACAACCAACUGUCUCCUCUCAACUUAUUUUAGAAGCUAAAGGACACUUGUUGGGCGUCUUUGCCUUUUCUCAAUAUACAGACAACUCUGCAGCUCCAUGAUGACUCCAGACAUGGUUGAUUUGAGUCAUUUGUAAAGCCUCUACAGCUCAACUACGACCACAAAAAUGACAUCCUCAUAACACACGCUUACGGCUCACAGCCAUCCUGCACCUGCCUGUCAUCAGUUGAGCCCCAUGGUGCUGGUCUCCUGCCCUGAGCCCCCUCAGUGUCAGGCACUGCCAAGCCGCUCCUCGCUGCCCUGCAUGCCAGCAACAAGCACAACGAAAGCGCAUUGUCUGUGUGUCAUCCAGCCACAUCGCUACUGUGAAGAAGAUAUGGACAAGAGUGCCAACGUUUCCUUUUGAGUUACUGCCAAAUGUGCACACACACACACACACACACAACCAUACAUAUACAGAGACUUUACACCACAAUGCACAGCUGACCAUGGUGGCAAACCUAGAUUAAGUUGUUCUUAGCCUUCUGCACUCUACAGCCUCUUGUCACUCCUUAGUUGAAACGCACCAUGAGAGCAGCAGGCAGCGCCCCCUGUGGGUCAUCACAGAACAACUUGAGUUGACCGUUCACUAAACCUCUGCUGAACAGCAAUUGUCUAAUCAGUGAACAAUCAGCAUGGCACGUCUGACAGGUCUUUGGAUUUCUCCACACUCCACAAACUCAGCAACAGUUAGGGGUCAAGGAUUAGUUAACGGUCAACUGAAUUCUUGUGACAUUUGCGUUAACCUGCAUGAAGAAGUCAGCAGGUGAGGAAAGUUCAAAAAGUAUGUGUUCAAUCAAUCAGCAAAAUAUCAGUAAUAUUGAAUUGAAUGAUGCAAGCCGACAUUUGAUAGUCUUGUUGAGCAUCUGCACCUGUGUGGGAUCCGUGAGGUACCAAAAAAAAAAGAAAGAAUCCAAAGUACUUUAAAAUUCAAGUGAACUCCAACAGCUCAAGAGCUGAAUAAGGGAACAAUGAUACUGGUGCUUUUCUCACUGCCUUAAAUGUGCAAAAGUUUGGGAGGCAUCCCGUACUCCCAUUGGCUAUAGUGAGAAGAAGAGAUGUUGACGGUGGAUGAUGAUAAUGAUGAUGAUAUUUGCUUCCUGCUACGUCAAAGAAGCUGCUUGUAGUCGGAAGAACAGCCUCUUUUUGUUUCGUUUUUUUUUUUUUUGUCCCUCUUCCUCCAAACCACCCGUCCUUGUUUCUGACAGUAAAGUCUAAAAAGAGUUGAUGCUGUAUUUAAAUUUCAAACUGACCAAUAUUGUAAAAACAUUGAAAAAAUAUAAGGGGUGGGGUCUUUUUUAGUUGUCAUUUUUCGCCCAGUUGAGCUGGGCUCACUUGAACUGACAGGAGCACAACCAAACUGUUUUGGGUUUUCUAGCCUGACGAGCAUGUUUUGAAGCUUUUUAAAGGGGGAUGCAUUGAGAAGAGACCUUUAUCGUUAUGUAUGCGUGUAUUGGACGGAAGCCAUUUUGAAUUUUGAUUGUCCUCUCUUUGUUUAAACGAGUGGGUUGGUUUUGCACACUUUGAGGUGGGGGUGGGUUGUAAAUACUUAAGUCUUGCACAGUGAAUCAAAGAUGCAUUCUGCCCUGUUGAUGUUACAAUAUGCUUAACCCGCUGAGUAAAUUAUUGUACUUUGAAAACAGAGAGAAAAAAAAGGAAAUGCAAAAACUCAACACGCUGUCAGAAACAGGUGUGUGUCUUGUGGUGAUUGGAUGUUUUGCCUAUGCAGGAGGCAUACGGUGUACAGUAAGAAGUUUUUUUAACUCACUAAAAUCACAGAGAAAAAAAAGAUAGGCACUUUUCCGGUAUCCCCCCAUCCUGCCAUAUUAUUCUCUGGAUCUUCUCCGUCUGUAGGAAUGCCUGUUGUUCCUUAGAAGCUUUUCCUCUCUGGACAUUUUAACCCAAGCUUACCGCCACGUUAGGCUUGUCAGCUGUCCGAGGCACCGAAGCUGACCUGACACCGUACUGUAUACAUUUACCAACAACCAACAGGUGCUACUGGUCAGUCAGAGUCCUUCAGCGACCAAGAAGUCAUGUUGUCACAACCUCAGGACAAUCCUAUCCUCUACAAUCCUACCUGUGUUCAGCUUCACAGGUGUCUCUGCAGCCAAGCCUCUGAUGGUUCGCACAAUAUGUCUGGCCAGCAUGGCCGGCCUUGUGUCUGCAAGGGUGUUAAAUUGCAUGACAAGGGGUUAGUUACUAUGGUAACAGGUUGCUCCUUACUUACGGUUACACCCAUGUAUCAAACCUGAGCAUAGAUCUCUGACAAUUCACCCUCUCAGCUACUCUACACUCCUGCUAUAGGCCAUUAGUUCCCGAGCUCGCAGAACGUUGACACCGUUAACAGUGUACACCAUAGUCUUGAUGAUCAACUGGUAAUUUUUCCCACUUAACACUUUGCAGUUACAUCUCAGUUGAAAACCAUAGCAUUUACUCUGGUUUGAGAGAAAGUUUUCUUCUUUUUGGGUGAAACAUUUGUCCUUAAAUGUUUUAUAUUUUGUACAUUUGUAUGUAACAUAUCAUGUAAAUAGACAGAGACAGUGAUUUAACUCAUCUGGAGGAUUUUGUAGUCUUUGUAAAGCCCUAAUAAAUGGUAUUUGGUGUCACACGA
This is a messenger RNA of Larimichthys crocea (large yellow croaker), 11421 nucleotides long. It is a transcript of the gene nav3, whose product is annotated as neuron navigator 3. The transcript has 42 exons. Lineage: Eukaryota; Metazoa; Chordata; Actinopteri; Sciaenidae. The coding region runs from base 721 to 7800 and encodes 2359 amino acids. Gene Ontology annotation, biological process: nervous system development; neurogenesis. Gene Ontology annotation, molecular function: protein binding; ATP hydrolysis activity; ATP binding. The record is from RefSeq and is a predicted model, not a curated record.